This is a messenger RNA of Penicillium egyptiacum, 591 nucleotides long. Lineage: Eukaryota; Fungi; Ascomycota; Eurotiomycetes; Eurotiales; Aspergillaceae. The record is from the annotation of a GenBank genome assembly.
AUGGAGGACGAAGGUUUUGAUAGGCCAUUCAGAUUUAUCGUCACUGGCCAAUACCUUGCUAUUCACUAUCACGGCAGCAAUUUCGAGAUAUGCAGAGAUUACCCUGCCCGUGGUAGUUUGUUUUACAUUUCUGAUGACGGAGAAACGAUAAUUCAUAAUCGCACCUAUGUCGGCGUUCUCACCGAGUAUGCCGACUAUGAAGGAGAUGUAUUCUACAUCCGCAAUGGGCCGCAGUACCUAGCCCAGGACGGACAGUUGGCGGACCACGUCGAUGAUGCUAUCAAAGUCCAAAUCGACCCAGUGGGAGACUACGGCGAUGCUGAAACCCCCAUUCCUCCGCCACUGUCCAAUCCUGUCAUUGAUACGGGCAGUCCUAUUUCCGCUGACGGGGUUGAUCUCUAUCACCCCGAUAAAUGGUUUUCCUUAUAUCCCAUUACCGGCGAUGGUCUCUGGUCAGGCGAUGCUGGGAAGUUCGAAUCCAAGCUAUAUUUUGGUGGGAAUCCGUACAGUAUUGGGACGUGCUUUAGCUCUCCAGCCAUGAUGGGAAGACAAGGAUCCGCUCCGACGAUGAUAAAUACCUGGCUGUUAUGA